Ilex paraguariensis (yerba mate) is the source of this 1692-nucleotide messenger RNA. Lineage: Eukaryota; Viridiplantae; Streptophyta; Magnoliopsida; Aquifoliales; Aquifoliaceae. The record is from the annotation of a GenBank genome assembly.
UAAAAUUCCAUAUACUCAAAAUCUCAACACUGCUCAUCCUAUGCCCCACAAUGCAUUUUUCUAAUACCCAUUUGGCCAAAAUGGAAUAUUGUCCUUCUUUCCCUAUACCAAAUUGCUUGGUUACAUGAUUACUGCAUUGGGGGUAUUUCCUGAAUCCUUAUACAAAGCUUUUUUCUGAGGAUUUGAGUAAUGGGUAGAAGAGAAACGCAAGUUUUGGAGGGCAGAAAAGAUGGCUUUUUCUCCGACUCUCAAUUGAGACUUCAAUGGAGUCUCCAAGAUGGAAAUUUCCACCCUGGUGGCUUAUUUGCUUGUGUGGGUCAAAUGGGCAACAUGGGUUUUGGAGUUUCACCAAAUUCGCCCAAUUCAAGAGACGAUAAUGGUGGCUUGAAGCUUCCAUACACUGAUUUGUUUGUGAAGUAUUUGUCAUCGCCAGAGGGUUUUAAAUUUGUGGGUGUUCCAGAAGAGGAAGGGAGUGUGAAGAAGAAGAAGAAGAAAGGUGGGCUUAAAUUGAAGGUGAAGAUUGGAAACCCUUCGUUGAGGAGGUUGAUAAGUGGAGCGAUUGCUGGGGCAGUUUCUAGAACUGCUGUUGCUCCAUUGGAGACAAUUAGGACACAUUUGAUGGUUGGAAGUAGUGGACAUUCUAUUACUGAGGUGUUCCAUGAUAUCAUGAAGACUGAUGGGUGGAAAGGAUUAUUUAGGGGCAAUUUUGUUAAUGUGAUUCGGGUUGCGCCAAGCAAAGCCAUAGAGCAUGUUGGAACGAAACAUGUUUUCUGGUUUCUCAAGUGGAUGCAUUCUUUGAGCUUGCAGAGUGUGAAGAAUGCCUCACUAGCUGCUUAUGAUACGGUCAACAAGAACUUGUCACCCAAACCUGGGGAACAGCCGAAACUUCCUAUACCUGCAUCACUUGUUGCAGGGGCAUGUGCUGGAAUCAGCUCCACGUUGGUGACAUAUCCACUUGAAUUACUUAAGACUCGUUUAACUGUAGAGAGAGGAGUUUAUGAUGGUUUGUUUGAUGCGUUUAUUAAAAUAUUGCUGGAGGGAGGACCUGGAGAGCUGUACCGAGGUCUCACACCUAGUCUAAUUGGUGUGAUACCGUAUUCCGCCACAAAUUACUUUGCAUAUGACACGUUAAGGAAGGCCUAUCGAAAAAUCUUCAAGCAAGAGAAGAUUGGCAACAUAGAAACACUCUUGAUUGGAUCCACGGCUGGUGCUAUAUCAAGUAGUGCAACGUUCCCACUUGAGGUGGCUCGCAAGCACAUGCAGGUCGGGGCUCUUAGUGGAAGACGAGUGUACAAGAAUGUGCUUCAUGCUCUCACGAGCAUACUUGAACAGGAAGGGAUCCAAGGGUUGUAUAAAGGCCUUGGCCCCAGCUGCAUGAAGUUGGUGCCUGCCGCUGGGAUUUCAUUCAUGUGCUAUGAGGCAUGCAAGAGGAUUUUGGUUGAGAAAGAUGAUGACGAAUAGAAGAGAUUUUUUCAGUCGAACUAGUGUUACUGAGUUCCCUGGUUUUUGGAGCAUGGACAGAAAAUGGCAUAAAAUUUUAUAUCUCUUGAUUAAUUUCUGUUGCAUCUUUCUUUUUCCCUUCGAAUUUUUUGUUUGAGAUUCAGUUCUAGGAGCCUGGUUUACGAGGUUAGAACUGAUACGUCUUAAACAACCAUUAUAAGCGAACUUUCGUUUUUUGUUUUUGUUUUUGUU